AACGCAAUCAUUUUUUUUAAACGUUUCACAAUGGAGGUUUGGUGGCAGAUGCGGUCGGUGUUUGUUAAUUUGCAAUUUUAAGAUUUAUAUGUGAUUAACAAGUUCGUUCGUUUUCAUAAAUCUUGACGUCACGUUUUAGAGCUGUGUACGGUCCCGGGAAAGGUUCGGAGGGUUUACAACAAUUGUUUUCUGCUUGCGGUUUGAGGAAGGAAAUAGUCUUUAGGCUAACGCUAUGUAGCAAGCGGACGUCAUACAUUUCAACGUGAACUCCGGACCUGAGAACUCUCCCGCUGUUAUAAAUCAUACACUAAGUUUGCAGGAAUGACCGAGUACAAGCUGGUGGUGGUCGGUGCGGGAGGCGUUGGGAAGAGCGCCCUUACCAUCCAGCUCAUCCAAAAUCACUUUGUGGAUGAAUAUGAUCCGACCAUCGAGGACUCGUACAGAAAACAGGUGGUGAUCGACGGUGAAACAUGUCUGUUGGACAUCCUGGACACUGCAGGUCAGGAGGAAUACAGUGCAAUGAGGGAUCAAUACAUGAGGACAGGAGAAGGGUUCCUCUGCGUCUAUGCCAUCAACAACACCAAGUCCUUUGAGGACGUUCACUUGUACAGAGAGCAGAUCAACAGGGUGAAGGACAGCGACAGCGUUCCCAUGGUGCUGGUGGGCAACAAGAGUGACUUGAGCUCACGCUCGGUGGAGACCCGACAGGCACAGGAACUCGCCCGAAGUUAUGGCGUGCCCUUUGUGGAGACCUCGGCCAAAACCAGACAGGGUGUGGAGGAAGCUUUCUACUCACUUGUGAGAGAGAUCAGAAGAUACAAGGAGACAAACCGCAGCAACAAGAAGAGCAAGAAGAACACUCAGAGACGUUGCAUGAUACUAUAGCAAUAGACACGCCUCCUGCACAGCACUUGCACUGCAAGCCCCUCUUAUAAUGUAUGUCAGAAAAGCCACAAGUUGUCCGUUUAUUGCUGUGAAUGUCUAGACCAACUGUAUUGUGAGCUAGUUUUUUAACAGCAGCAUUCGUUAAUACUGUAUUUUUUUAAAAAGAGAAUAAACAUUUCUCUAAUUGACUCUUGUUGCUAAUAUGUGUCAUAGCGGCAUGUCACUGUACUUUGCGCUGAUGACUCAUUAGGCUGAACCCUUGUGUGGGCUGCUGACAUUUUCAUGAUUUUUGACUCGAUUACAUAAAAAUUUCCUAGUAACCUAAUAUGUUUAUGUGUUAAAUGGGUGUUCUCCUGCAUAUGUUCCAUUAAGUUCCUGUAUGUUUUGGUUAUCAUUUUAUUGUUCCUCUAGCAACGUUUUUGAAGUGACAUCAUUUUUUGAAGUCAAAAAGCAAAAGCAUGAAAUGCACACAGGCGGGAAGUGGGGUGCUGAGGGUUCUGCAGCAUCCCCUGGUGUUGUAGAGGAAAAAAGUGUUUUGAUAUUCUUUUUUUGUUGUUGUUGUUAAAAUGAAUAAAUAAAUAAAACCCAUUGAAACAAUAGUGUACAAUAUUUAACUUUGGGGAUUAAAUAUAUAUGGCA
Molecule: messenger RNA, 1524 nt
Organism: Corythoichthys intestinalis (scribbled pipefish)
Lineage: Eukaryota; Metazoa; Chordata; Actinopteri; Syngnathiformes; Syngnathidae
Product: GTPase KRas
Exons: 5
Coding region: 322-885 (187 amino acids)
Biological process (GO): Ras protein signal transduction
Cellular component (GO): plasma membrane
Molecular function (GO): GDP binding; GTPase activity; GTP binding
Source: RefSeq, a predicted model, not a curated record